CUUGCAACAUGUACCUUCCUGUGAUAAUUUCGUUACCUAUUUUGAUCUGCUUAUGGAUAUAUUUCUUAAUAAUAUUAAGAAAUAUUUUUUUGCCUCCUACAUCUAUUCAUCUAAAUUUUAUUGAAUCACCGGGUAAUAUCAGUAGUGUAGUUAAACAUUUGGCAGAAAAUGUUCCUGUUAUCAAAAAUGAUAGUGGUGUUAAAAAGCGUAAGAAAAUCCAUGUGCCGAAAUUUAUGUUGGAGUUAUAUGAAAAGAAUAAAAUCGGCAGGACAGAUGAUGAAAAAAGUCCUGAUGUUGUAAGGAGUCUAAUACCAACACAUGCAGAGCCCUUUCAAGGAAAUGAAGUUUUUGAAGAUCCCGAAGAAAAUCAUCUUUUGAUUUUUAAUAUUCCCGCAGCCGAUGAAGACGAAAAAUUUGUCAGUGCUGAAUUGAAAAUUCUUACCCUGCUCAGUUUAGAUGCAAGGAGUGAAGUAGGUGUUAGAAGAAUUCUUAAGUUAUCUAUCUAUGAUGACAGUGUCAAACAUCUUCUGGACUUCCAAGAAAUACAAAUUCAUCAUUUUAACAAUUCUUGGAUAUCCUUCGACGUAACAGCGCCAGUUAAUGAUAUAUUAAGUAAAAAUCCAAAAAGCAAAUACCUCAAAAUUGUGGUUACUGUCUCUACUUUUGUACCACAGGUAAAGGAUCAUCUAAAACUGUCAUUGAUGCCAGUAGAAGAAGACUUUGAACACGAUUAUCCUAUUUUGCUGUUAUCUUAUUCUUCAUCGAAAAAUGGCGAAAAAGAUGUUAAAGAAGAAAAAGCCAAGAAAAUAACAUUACAAAAAAGUAGACAGAAACGCAGCGUCGAAGAUGAUUAUGAAGAAGAAACAAAUAAAAUUUGGGAUGAUGAUAUUUUUCCUAAAAAGGCCGUUCAAAUGAAAAAAUUGAAAAGAUUAAGAAAUGCGUGUAAAAAGAAACCGCUGUAUGUUGACUUCAAAGAAAUAAACUACGAUUCUUGGAUUGUUCAGCCAAGUGGUUAUGAGGCUUAUCAGUGCCAAGGAAGAUGCUUUUAUCCAGUUGCUGAACAUCUAAAUCCAACAAAACAUGCAAUCGUUCAAGCAUUACUACAUAGUGUGGCACCUACAAAAGUAACCAGAUCCUGUUGCGUUCCUACAGUGCUAGGAUCUAUAUCAAUUUUAUAUGUAGACACUAACGGUGUGUUAACCUAUCGCUAUGCUUAUAAUGAUAUGGUGGUGGCAGAAUGUGGUUGCAGGUAGUUUCUAUUAGAUUAUAAAAUGUUGUAAUAUAAGUGUUGUACAC
This is a messenger RNA of Diabrotica virgifera virgifera (western corn rootworm), 1296 nucleotides long. RefSeq names its product bone morphogenetic protein 10-like. Gene Ontology annotation, cellular component: extracellular region. Gene Ontology annotation, biological process: BMP signaling pathway; SMAD protein signal transduction. Gene Ontology annotation, molecular function: cytokine activity; growth factor activity. The coding region runs from base 9 to 1253 and encodes 414 amino acids. The record is from RefSeq and is a predicted model, not a curated record. Lineage: Eukaryota; Metazoa; Arthropoda; Insecta; Coleoptera; Chrysomelidae. The transcript has 5 exons.